Molecule: messenger RNA, 1239 nt
Organism: Aphidius gifuensis
Lineage: Eukaryota; Metazoa; Arthropoda; Insecta; Hymenoptera; Braconidae
Exons: 2
Coding region: 266-1186 (306 amino acids)
Biological process (GO): regulation of DNA-templated transcription
Cellular component (GO): histone acetyltransferase complex; nucleus
Molecular function (GO): histone acetyltransferase activity; transcription coactivator activity
Source: RefSeq, a predicted model, not a curated record
UCUUCGUGAAUUUCCACCCUUAGAUUUGCUUAGAGUCACUCAGAUUGUUGGAUAAAUUGGGAUAAAUACUUAGAUAAAGUGCAAUAGUGGGUGUAAUCUUCAAAUGUCUUCAAAGUUCAGCGGCUAACCCACUCCACCUAUUGUACUCAAUAUUUCUUUGUUUUUUUUUUUUCGUUCAUCCGUUGUUUAAUAUUUAAUCCAACAAAAAUACUUAUCAAUAUUUAUAUUUUCAAUUCAUCAAGUGUAAUCAAGUGUCAGCCGUUCAAUGUCAAUGUUACCAAAUAAUGGAGCAGAUGCAGGUGGUGAUGAGCCUGCAGGUGGAGAAUCACCAAUUGGAGGUCUAGGUUUGGAAUCAGUACGACUACUUGACCAAAUGUUACAAAUAAUCAGAAGUCCAAAUACACCUACACCAGAACAACAAAGCCAAAUAAUACAAAUACUCAAAAGUAAUCCACUUUUGAUGGCUGUCUUUCUACAAGAAACUUGUAUUGAUUUAGAACCUGGCACACAAAUAUUACCAGCUGUAUUACAAAUUGUUGAACGAGUUUUUGAACCAUUACAAAACGAACCAGCAAAACAACAAGCACCACAUGGUGAUUAUGGAAAAGUUAAUCCAUCAAAUAUUGGACCAGUUGGUGUACAAAGUGAUGGUAGUGUCAGUACUGUUAGUGGUGUUAUGCAGCCAUCAACAAUACAACGUUCAAUGCCUGUACAAAUGUCAAAUAAUCCACAAGAUACACAUCUUAUGCCAAUGGAGCAAUUAGAACCAAAAUAUCAACCAAAGGUUGUUGUGCAACGAUUAUUACAAGUACUCAGAAGUCCAAGUACACCAGAAAAGAGAACCCGAAUAUUAUUAAUACUCAGAAACUAUCCACCUUUUAUGGCUGCAUUGAGCAAACUAACACAGCAUCAUAUGGCCCAACAACCUGCUAAAGCUGUUAGCCAAAUAGGUUGUCGUCAACAACGACUAGAACAACAACAAAAACAGCAGCAGCAACUUGAACAAUUAAAGAAAAUAUUUCAUUCAAAUUUACCAAAUAAGGCUAAUAUUAUAUACCGAAAGCUCCUGGGUAAUCCACAACUGGUGUCGAAAUUUAUUAAAUACAAAAAAAAGAUAAUCAACAAUAACAACAACCACCAAGCACACAAAUGCAAAAUACAAGUUCAAUCGGUUAAAAGCAGUUAAAAGUACCAACACAUUGUGCUGUUCAAGAUGAUGAAAAAAAAAUAAAAAAUAAA